AUGGAGGACCUUCCCAUUGAAAUCUUGCGACACAUUUGUUUUAUGAUCAAAACAGACUCCCCAGAAGCUCUCCCACUACUCAGAUUAAUAAACAGGCUGUGGAGAGAAGUAGUGGCUCCAUUUUUGUUCGAAACCCUCAGAGUGAAAUUCCGGAACCUGGCUGGGCUCCAGGCUACUGCGUCUGAGGUUAACCAAGGCAGAAGAGGGCAGACGUUUCUCAAAUAUGCCCGUAAAUUGGAUGUGGUUUGCCUCUAUGAGCCGGAUAUUGAGACCAAAAAGGGAAGGCGUCUCUGGCAGAUUAAAGACUGGGGGAUGGAGUUUGCCGACUACAUUCCGCCAGCUCAUAGGGACACGUUCCUGGAGCACCGGCUCGGGGAAUGCAUCGAGUCAGAUCUUAGAUUCCUGAAUCUGAGUGUUGAUUACUAUUCACAGAAGGAGUGGCAGCCGCUCAUGUCGUUGAUCGUGCGUCUUGAGCACCUAGAAGAGCUGAAUUACGCAGCACACAACAUGUUUCCUGCACCCGUUCAUCAGGUCAUCUGCCAGUAUCAUCCCAGGUGCAGGGUGAAAAUCUGGUUCUUUCAGGACUUGAGCAUUGAUGUACCCGGCCUAGGAAGGCCCGACCCUGGAUACAGUGCCUCAAUGAAUGAUCCAUUUGAGAUUAGUGUACUCCGGUCCCCAGGUCUCCAUACUUUUGCCGUGAAUUACUUCACCGUAAACGAUCCCAAUGGAGGUCAAGAAUUUGUUCAUCUCGACGAGCUUCUUCCCUUUGUCUGCAUGGGUCAAAACCUAAAGCGUUUAGCUAUACGUGCUAGCCGUGCACCCAACGAUGGUUCUAUCAUGAAAAUCAAACAGGAAUGGAAGGACUUCUCUGCUGAUUUAAAGCCUGUCCCGGCAGCUUGUUUGGACUCCGUCUCAUUGCACUUUGGAUCUGGACGCGGGCCGUUGGAGGAGAUUCUGCUGAAACUAGGGAAUCUUAUAGACCUAACUCGGCUCCGCUCAUUGGAUAUGUCUAUUUACUCUAGCCCGAGCUUGCUGGCCCAAGCCGCUUCGCUUUUCCACAGCUUAGAACGGCUGUUUGUUACCAUGGACCCAUGGGCCAAACCCAAUGAAGACGUCAAUGCGGAUGACGAGGAGAUGGUGUCCGCAGUCCGAGCUUUUGCUCCGUUGAGGUUCCUCUGUCUGCGCGGCUUACGCAGUACUUCUUCCCUCGAUCACAUCCUUCAGCACCAUGGCACAUCAUUGAAGGGCCUUGCAAUUGAGACAUCGGAGGACGGACGGCUGUUUAGGUCGCCAACAAUUUACGAUAAUGGAUACAAGUACCCAGUUUUAGACAGUCAACAUAUUUCUCAGCUGGCAGACUGUUGCGCAAACUUGCAGGAACUUCGACUCCAGAUCAAGCGCCAAGGAGGCAAUCACCGAGAGUGCAACAUAUACAGAGCACUCAGUCAACUCACACAGCUGCAUACCUUAAUCCUGGAUUUGCAUUGCGAUCCCAGACAGUCGCCCAUCGGUCCUGAAGUAGCCAGCACUGCUUGUUUGCGAGAGACUCUGAUCAAUGCUGCGAUGGAUGAGAGCCUUGCAAUGAGUAUUUGGGAUCUCAUUGCAUCAAGUCAACCCAGCAAAAGACUGAGAAAGCUACGGAUCAUACCAUUCGGAGCGAACUUUUAUUCGAGGGAGGAGAAGCAUGUGAUCCGGCAACUGAGUCAUUCAUUUCUUCUCACCAGGCCUGGUGUCUACAGCCAAAGAAACCCGGAUCUGCGGGAGAUUGGGAAGGAAGCAUGGGAAUUGUGGCGAGAGGAGGACAUUAGUGAAAAUGGCCGUCUACAUAUACCGCAGCAGGUCGAAGAUCUCUUAUAUGAGCUCUGGCCGUCUACUCGGGGGGUACGGAACAAACACUGGGGCCAGUACUGGAAGAGCUUCCCUUUACAGACGGAGCGUCUGUGA
Molecule: messenger RNA, 1944 nt
Organism: Aspergillus udagawae
Lineage: Eukaryota; Fungi; Ascomycota; Eurotiomycetes; Eurotiales; Aspergillaceae
Exons: 2
Coding region: 1-1944 (647 amino acids)
Source: RefSeq, a predicted model, not a curated record